Pelobates fuscus (common spadefoot toad) is the source of this 2824-nucleotide messenger RNA. RefSeq names its product uromodulin-like. The transcript has 17 exons. Bases 26 to 2824 code for a protein of 932 amino acids. The record is from RefSeq and is a predicted model, not a curated record. NCBI's taxonomy places the organism in Eukaryota, Metazoa, Chordata, Amphibia, Anura, Pelobatidae. Gene Ontology annotation, cellular component: cell surface; apical plasma membrane. Gene Ontology annotation, molecular function: calcium ion binding. Gene Ontology annotation, biological process: neutrophil migration.
CUGUUGAAGUGAAUCACUUUACAAGAUGUUCUCGUAUUUAGUUUUGACGUUCCUUACUAUUUCCAUGGUUUUCGCUGAUCUCCCGUACAGGAGUUUUUAUAGCACUCAAUAUUAUAGCACGCCGACACCUGAGUUUCAGAACUGCAAGAAAAGAGAGGCAUCUUCACUGACAUACCUCGUGGACACGACAGGAUCUAUGUCUGAUGAUCUUUACCAGCUGAACUUGGUAAACAGUUGGCUACUUAAUCGUGUAGUGGCGCAAUUUCCAUGUGGAGUACGGCAAUAUACAAUGGUGCAGUUUAAUGACCCAACUGUUGGCCCUGUUCAGAUCACAAAUUCAACUACAGAGUUUGACUAUUUCUUCAGUAAGCUGAAUGCUUAUGGUGGUGAUGAUUGCCCGGAAUUGGCAGUCCAAGGACUCGAACUGGCAUUGGAAAAUUCUCCACCUAACUCUUUUAUUCUAGUCUUAACUGAUGCAUCUGCCAAAGAUUAUCGGAAUACAACAUUAGUAGAGAAAAUACGCAACCUUAUCAAGUCAAAAAAUGCACAGGUCUACUUCUUGAUCACGGGACUUUGCUCUGGUUUGGAUGAUCCAGCUUUCCUUAUAUACAGAGAACUUGCUUCUUUAAGUUUUGGACAUGUCUUUCAAGUCGAUCUUAAAGAUUUAAAUAAAGUAUUUAAUUACUUGGAUUUCACAUUAUCGAGACCAGUCAACAGCUCAAGACAACUCUUCUCUGGAAAUUACACUUCCAGCAAUCAUUCCAACAGUUUUGCAGUCGGAGAUAACUUUACUGAACUAGUUGUAACUACCGAUGGUACAGUUUACUCUGUACGUCUGACUGGACCAGGGUCUGUUGAAGUGGCAAUGAAAAAAAUUAUCUCUGAAUUGUGGGGAUCCAUGUAUGUAUUAAGAAAUCCAGCCAAAGGUGUUUGGACGAUGUAUAUAUACGCAAACGGUGCUCAUUCUGUCAAUGUUGAAGGCUUUGUAGCCUCCAACAUAUCAUCUACAACACAUUGCUCAGACUGUCAUGCUAAUGCCACAUGUGACAAAUUCACGGACUCCUAUAUCUGUUCCUGCAAGGAUGGCUUUAUUGGUGACGGCUUCACAUGCUCAGAUAUUGAUGAAUGUGCAUAUUCCUGGUCAAACAACUGUAGUUCUGGCAUGUGUAAAAACACUUUUGGGUCAUUUAUCUGUAAUUGUUCCAGUGGAUACUACAGAGCUUCAGAAACCUCUUGUAUCGAUAUUAAUGAGUGUUCUAAUCCUGAACUUAACAAAUGUGAUCCAUCAGCAGCAUGCUAUAAUUAUCCUGGUACCUACUCAUGUGUAUGUCCACCUGGUAUUUCUGGUAAUGGUUUUUUCUGUGACACCGGUCUCUGUCCAACAGGUUUGUGUGGGUUUGGGAUGGAAUGCUUGUCCUAUAACUCCUCUUGUUAUGACCCGUGUCUAAAUCAUACUAUUCUCAAUGAACCUUGGAGAAGCUCAUCCAAUGCCUACUACUCAUAUCCCAAUUGUGACAAUGACAAAUUUGGAUGGUACCGCUUUGUUGGCAGUGGAGGUGUACGUAUACCAGAAACAUGUGUACCUGAAAUAAGGUGUGGCACACAUGCUCCUAUGUGGAUAAAUGGAUCACAUCCAGUACUCAGUGAUGGUAUUGUAACCCGCUCUUCCUGUGCACAUUGGUCGGGAAAUUGCUGCUUAUGGUCAACCAAAGUGAAGAUUAAAGCUUGUCCUAAUGGUUACCAUGUUUAUAAAUUCACUGGAACACCAGCCUGUUCUCUAACCUAUUGCACAGAUCCAGACACAUCCAGUGUGCCUUGUGCCACCGAUGAAGAUUUGAUUCUGAAGGACGGAGUCUAUGGCUGUUACUGCAAAGUGAAAUACGCCAUCUCUGAUAUUGCAGAUUUCCAUCCUGUUUUGACAUGUGGUGCACGUGAUAUGAGAGCCUCGUUUCAGAAAUGUCAAUUAAAAGCCCUGAAUAUUAACAAUAUAAAGGAUAUAGGCUGCCUAGAUGUUUGGAAUGACAACACCACAAGCACAUAUUCAAUAAUAUCUCCUCUUAAGGCUGGGAAAUGUGGUACCCAAGUAAUUAAAAACUCAACACACGCCGUUUACAAAAACAACCUGUUUUUAACAAUGGAUAUUGGCAGUGGAAUUAUCACAAGAACAGAGGAAGUUAACAUAUUAAUGUCAUGUACAUACAAGAUUGAUAUGUUGAUCAGUUUAAAUCUAGCACUGCAACCUGCUGUCGGUUCCACAAAUAUCAGCCUUGGAGGCACUGGACAGUUUUCUGUGUAUAUAGCACUUUAUAAAGAUAGCGCCUACACUUUACCUUAUGAAGGAUCCAGGGUUGUGGUGUCAAUCAAAACCAUAUUGUACAUUGGCAUCUUCACUGAUGGGGGAGAUCCUUCUCAGGAUGUAUUGGUCAUGAAAAACUGCUACGCAACUCCGACAGAAAAUGCAGAUGAUCCAGUGAAAUACUACAUCAUCCAAAACAGCUGCCCAAACAGACAGGACUCAACUAUCGAAGUAACAGUAAAUGGAGUCUCAAAAGAGGCACGCUUCUCCGUGCAAAUGUUUAAAUUUGUUGGAGGUUACAGCCAAGUAUACCUGCACUGUCAGAUAAGCCUGUGUGAUGUCACAGUGGGGUCAUGCAUACCAUCCUGUUCUGGACUCAGGUCUCUCACUGAUACUGACACGACCACAAGCUAUAAUCUGAAAGUGGGACCAGUAGUUCUCGAAGAUCCUCUUCCUACAAGCAUUACAGGCAAAUAUGCAUCUGUUGUCUUUCUACCUGCAUUCAUCCUGCUGGCAAAGUUUCUUUAA